AAGCCGUCAUGUAAAUCCACGUGAUCGACGCAACUGCAGCCUUGUGCACUUGAUGCAGCGGACGCUACUUCAUCGAAACAUAAUCCCAGCAUUCGUUUCACUCUGCUUGUAAUACACGAUGGUUACAUCCAUGCAAGAACACUAAUUUACCCCGAGACUACAAGACCCAGCGAACGUGCGCCUAGUCCAACGAACCCGCCGAACUUAGUGUGCCCCUUACAAUGCACCUGCUAACGCACAAUCCACACGGCAACCUCAUCGUCCAGACCUUUACGAACGAACCCUUGCCUCCAUACGCGAUACUUUCACAUACAUGGCAUGAAGAUAAUAGUCAAGAGGUCAGCUUUGACGAUCUACAGACGGGCCGGGUGCAGCAAAAGCAUGGCUAUGGCAAGAUACGAUUUUGCGAGCGGCAGGCUGUUGCGGAUGGAUUGCGGCACUUCUGGAUCGACACCUGCUGCAUCAACAAGUCGGACAAAGCGGAAGAGUCUCAGGCCAUCCAGUCUAUGUUCCGCUGGUAUCGCAAUGCAGCUCGAUGCUACGUCCACUUGUCAGACGUAUCGGUGAAGCCAAAGAGAGAUCAAGAUGUGAUCUCAUGGGAGACAGCCUUCCGUAAAAGCCGGUGGUUCACCCGUGGCUGGACACUGCAAGAACUUCUUGCGCCCAGCAAAGUAGAGUUCUUCUCAGAAGAAGAACACAAGCUAGGCGACAAGGAGACGCUCAAGGAACAGAUUCGCAGAGCUACAGGCAUCCCAAGUGCGGCGCUCGAAGGUGUUCCUCUUUCUGAGUUUACCGUCGAGGAUCGGUUCCGCUGGAAAGGAGAUCGCGAGACGACACGAGAAGAAGACGGGGCAUACUCGCUGCAAGGAAUUUUUGAUGUUAACCUAGCGCCUCUUUACGGCGAAGGCGCUGUGGGAGCAUUUGAGCGUCUCAAGCGUGCAAUCAGUCAGCUAGCACAGUGUAUUUCAGACCUCCGUGGCACGAAUCCGCGCGACGACAAGAAACGCAUUCAGGAUACAAAGGGCGGACUACUCGAAGAUGCUUAUCGCUGGAUCCUCUCCAACGAGACUUUCCGGCGCUGGCAUAGCGAUCUGCAGAGUCCACUACUAUGGAUAAAGGGUGACCCUGGCAAGGGAAAGACAAUGCUACUAUGUGGCAUUAUCAACGAGCUUGAAAAACCCGCAGCUUACACCGUCAACAUAAGCUACUUCUUCUUCCAAGCAACCGACUCGCGCAUCAACAACGCCGUAGCCGCACUCCGAGGGCUUCUAUACUUACUUGUGAUACAGCAGCCGUCGCUUAUCUCUCACGUACGCAAGCAUCAUGAUCAAGGUGGAAAGACCGUGUUCGAGGAUGCAAAUGCUUGGAUUGCCCUGACAGAGAUCUUCACAGACAUCCUACAGAGUCCCGAUCUGGAGCCGACAUUUCUAGUUGUUGAUGCACUGGAUGAGUGCGCGACCAAUCUCCCAAAACUCUUGGAUUUUCUUGUGAAAAGUUCAUCUGCGCAUUCCAAAGCCAAGUGGAUUAUAUCUAGCCGCAACCGGUUUCUUAUAGAGGAGCGACUGGAGCAGGCAGGGCGUAAAGCUCGGCUUAGUCUUGAGCUCAACGCUGAUUCAGUGUCAACGGCCGUGCGGGCGUUCAUUGGGUACAAAGUAGAUCAGCUCACCGGGCAGAAACGAUAUGACGAUCGAACUCGGCAGGCUGUGCUAGCACACCUGGAGUUAAAUGCAAACGACACCUUCCUCUGGGUAGCGCUAGUGUGCCUAGACCUCGCAGGAACAUCGAAACGACAUGUGCGGAGGAAGCUUGAAUCUAUUCCGGCCGGACUUGAUUCUCUAUACGAGCGAAUGAUGCGGCAGGUCAGUGAAUCCGACGACGCUGAAGUUUGCAAGCAGAUUCUAGGAGUGUCUUCACUGGCGUAUCGUCCGCUUAAACUAGCCGAGCUCGGGGCUCUUAGGGAGCCGCUGGAUGGCCUCGUCGAAGAUGCAGAGUCGUUAAGCGAGCUUGUCAGCCUCUGUGGCUCGUUUCUCACGCUACGAGACCGUACCAUCUACUUUGUGCAUCAGUCCGCCAAGGAUUUUCUCCUCGCCAAGGCCGCUAAUAAGGUAUUCCCUUCUGGCACAGGAGUCGCUCACCACGGCGUCUUUACAAGGUCACUUGAGAUCCUGUCUAGGACUCUUCGUCGCGAUAUAUAUAAACUGAAAGCGUUCGGGUGUCUAGUUGGGGAGGCUCAACAACCAGAUCCUGAUCCACUAGCAGCUGCACGCUACUCCUGCGUUUACUGGAUUGACCAUCUGCGUGACUCGAACCUGCUUUCUUCUAUGAGUCAUGAGGCUCUUCAACAUGGUGGCAUUGUUGAUAUCUUCUUCCGAAGCAAGUUCUUAUACUGGCUGGAGGCUCUGAGCUUGUGUGCAAGCAUACCAAAAGGUGUGGUCUCGAUGACUAAUUUGCAUCUUCUAAUACAGAACAAGCAUGAGCCAACAUCAUUUACCGAGUUCCUAUAUGAUGCACACCGAUUCUUUCUGUAUCACAAAAGUGCAAUUGAAACCAGCCCACUCCAGGCUUAUGUUUCUGCAUUACUGUUCAGUCCAUUAAAUAGCAAAGUCCGGAGGCAGUUCCAGCAUGAAGAGCCCGACUGGAUCACCGUUAAGCCAGUAAUAAGCAGUAGCUGGAGCGCGUGUAUGCAGACGCUCGAGGGCCAUAGCGGUUAUGUCAAGUCCGUGGUGUUCUCGCACGACUCGACGCGGCUGGCAUCAGCGUCAUUCGACAACACGGUCAAGAUCUGGGAUGCGAGCAGCGGAGCGUGUGUGCAGACGCUCACCGUCGGAACAUGCAUUCAGAACCUCUCAUUCGACUCUACCGGCUCGCAUCUGUAUACUGAUAUUGGCAAGAUUGCUAUCAUCUCUCCACCAAAUUCCCAACCAAUUACUAUUACAGAUCCCCAACACCCUGAUUUCUGCGAUAUAGGUGUUGAACCAGGAGGAAUAUGGAUCACUUGCAGUGGGAAAAAUGUUCUUUGGGUCCCAUCAGAGUAUCGAAGAUGGUGUUCAUUAGUGCAUGGAAACAGGGUUGGCAUUGGUACUGGAUCCGGAAAGGUGUGGUUCUGCAAUCUGACCGCUAAGGCUGACAAGUCCAUAUAGAAACUAAAAUCAAGUCACAUGGAAUUAAAUAGACAUAAAAUUAAUCAUAAGGAAUAUUCAUUCGAUUCUAAG
Messenger RNA from Pseudovirgaria hyperparasitica, 3212 nucleotides. Its product is annotated as HET-domain-containing protein. The transcript is spliced from 2 exons. Lineage: Eukaryota; Fungi; Ascomycota; Dothideomycetes; Acrospermales; Acrospermaceae. The record is from RefSeq and is a predicted model, not a curated record. Bases 222 to 3140 code for a protein of 972 amino acids. Gene Ontology annotation, molecular function: protein binding.